This is a messenger RNA of Acanthochromis polyacanthus (spiny chromis), 7539 nucleotides long. Its product is annotated as interferon-induced very large GTPase 1-like. The transcript has 10 exons. The coding region runs from base 321 to 6287 and encodes 1988 amino acids. Gene Ontology annotation, molecular function: GTP binding. Lineage: Eukaryota; Metazoa; Chordata; Actinopteri; Pomacentridae. The record is from RefSeq and is a predicted model, not a curated record.
UGAAAGUUGAGUUGUUUUAGGUCAUAUUUACACAAAAAUAUAUAAAAUUCUACAGGUUUCACAAACUUUAAAGCACAUCAAGGAGCUUAACUGGUUCAGUUUCAUUUUCCUGCAAGUGACGUGGUUCAUAGGAAAUGAAAGUUACAGCUGGUUUACUUUUCCCUCUUUUUAAGGGAAGGGAGGGGUUUGUGAAGAGCACAUUCACAAUCAGACGUUGUUGGUCUUUAUAAAAGGGCAGAGACAUUUACAUGAACCAGCAGAGCACAGAAAACUCAGAGCAAAGAUAACUGAAUGACUUCACACAUGGACCUUUCAUACAGAUGAUGAUGAUGAUGGAGAACCCUGAUUCUAACAGUGAAACCAAAUCUGUAAUUCCAUGUGUGCAAGUAGAUGACUUGGAGGAACGGGAAGCUAUAACCAAGGUAAAUUAUGAAUCUGUGUCCGAACCUGAAGAACUUCAACACCAGGAGCAGAACAAUGGAAGCAAAGAACAACAGUCUGAAGACACAUCAGCAACCAGUGACACAGGGAUUUCUGAACUCACACUUGUGUUAAUUGGUGACACAAAUUCCAUCGAGUUUGGACCAAAUAACAUCUUACUUGACCAUGACAACCAAACAAACGUGGAACAGUUGUCAUCUAAAGUCUAUGACUUGUGUGGUCGGUACAUCUCUGUCAUUAACUUGCUUGGUGUCCAAAGCAAGGACCAAAUCCCAGUGAAUCAGAGAAUCCAUGCCUUUGUCUUACUGCUGCCAAAUGGUCUGCAUAACAGCCAUUACAGCUCAGGAGUGCAGUGGUUGGAAAAAGCUUUCGGCAGAGAAUCACUGGCUCAUUUAAUCCCAGUUGUGACUCAUCAAACAGGUGAAACAUGUGAAAGUGCAUUAAAUGACCUGAAAGCUAAUCACAGUUUUGAUGAAAGAAGAUACCACACAUGUAGAAGAAGUAUGACAGAUGGAAAAGAGAUCUUAGAUCUCCUUCAAAAAGUAGAUGUCAUGGUCUCUGGAAAUGAUCCCCACUGGUACAGAGAAGUGAUACGUAGAGAGAAUAAAGAGCACCAGGAGCACAAAGAAGAAAAAACAGAGCCUUCAGUGAUUCAGCAAAACCAAACAGGAGAGGCUGAUAAAGAGAAAAAGUUCAUCAGUGAAAACAGCUGGAACAUGAAUGAACGGUCCAUGGAGCAGGGUGAUACAGUGGAGAAUACAAGUCCAACAUCUCAGACUGUUUCAUCAGAUACCACAGAACGACAUGAUCAAGAGGGGAGCACAGCUACAACUGAAGCAAAGAGUGUUCCAGUGAAUGAAUGCAAAGAUGCUGAACCGUCAGAAAAGAGCAACAACAGUGUUAUAACCAAGAAGAAAGGAACUUCAGAUGAAGACUUGUGUAGGAACAAGGAAAAGCAAGAGAAGGUUUCUGAAAAAAUCAACAGGAAGAAUCAACAUCAAAGGGAGACUGAAGCACUGUUUGGCAGACUUCACCUUCAAGACCAACAACAGCAGAAGUGGUCAUCAUCAGACUUUCUUGAGUUAGGUUCAUCCAUGAAACAGCAGCAUGAGGUAUCUGAGAAAGAUCUUCCUCAUGCUUUUCUCCACAGGCUGAUGAUGUUAGAUUACAGGGCCAGAUAUAUUCCUGUAAGACCAGACAGUUCCAAAGUGGUCCAUCCAAAGCUUGAUCCAGUGUUUAACACCACUGAGGCAGAUGACAGCGUUUUAGAGGCUUUCUUGAGUAUCGACACAGAUAAACAUCAGACAAAAGCAACCCAUGUGCAUCCAAUGGAUGUUCAGAUGGCAGUAUUUCACUGCUCAGACAACUUCCUCAAGCAGAUCAUGAUUACAAAACUAUCACAGUGUCAGUAUGCCUUACCUUUGCUUGUUCCUGACCCGUUUACAAUGGAGAUAGAGUGUCCACUGUGGAUAUUUAGACACAUAACCAAAACCUGGAAAGUCAAACUCAAACCUCAAAUCAAAGAUGAUUCAAACAUUGUCACCAUGAAGAGUAUUCCCAUCUGCAAAGCUGAGACACCCUUGGUGUCCUUUUUCAGACUGGGUUCACUAUCAGUGUCUAAAUCUCAGCUGAUGAACACUCUGAUCAACGACCGUCACAGCACCUUCUUCCACAGACAUUGCCCAGGCAGCACCAAGUCUCGCCAUUUGAUGGAUGGUGUUGCAGAGAUCGCUUGGUACUGUCCUGCUGGAAAAGCCAACGAUGCCUUCUCUGACUGCAUUGCCUUCUGUAAUCUUCAUGGUGACGCUCUGUCGAUUGAAAAACAGCGUGACAUACUGCUUGAAAAAUCUUCAGUUAAUGUUGUUCUGGUCCCAACUUUGCAAAAAGGUGACAAAAGUCAGUCACUUAUAUCAGCCCUGUUUAAGUCUCAAAAACCUCUCAUUUGUCUGUUUGUUGAUGACAGUUUUGAUGCUGUGGAGAUGAUAAAAGGAAAAUACAAAAUGGGGCUCAAAGACAAAAGCCAUUCAGAUGUAUCUGAAGAACUGAAAAGAAUAAUUGGAGAAGUUUUGUCUUCUCCGGAUCCUUCCAGCCUUAAACCAACCUUCCAGCUUGAAACCAUGGAUGAGGUCUCUGGAAUCAGAGUGGAUGAAAGUGACCCAGUCUGUCAAAGAGGAAAGUCUGCUGCUAUGGAAAUAGUGAGUUUGCUUGAGGGGAUGGAAGUUUCAAAAAUCAAAGACAAAUUUCUCCCUUGUCAAGGCCGUCUGUGGCAUGAGUGGUGCAGAACAAACAAAGAACUGUACCAUCUGAAAGGAGACAUUGAAAAAGAGAGAAGUAAAAAACUAAGACACCUGGACCAAAUACGGCAAAGACAGUGUGAUGCUUCCUGCAGUAAACUGAUGGAGUUGUUCACCAAAAGCCUCAUGUCAUUGCCAUCAACAGAGAAAGAGUAUUUCCUGAAAUGGAUUCAGAUCCUAGUAGAUGCCCUCUCCACAGAUGAUCUGUCUUCAAUUCUUCAGAACUAUGAUAAAAUGUGGUCUGAGGUCUUGGCUUUGAAAAACAAACAUGACAAAUCUCAUCUAUUAGCAAGAAAGCAAACUGAGCUUGAAGACAUAUCAAAAAAACUACAGUCUGCAACUUUUGGCCUGGAGCACAUCUUCAGAGAAAUGGGACAGAUCUAUGAAGCCCAUAAAACAAUGAAGUCAGAGAGCAGCCGGACGGACUGGUCUAAAUACCCUGAACUGGCUGCAGAUCUGAUGAUAUCAGGACAUCCGAUGGAGCUGAUGGAUGGUGAUGCAGGCCAUGUGCCCCUAAUAUGGAUCUCUAGUCUUUUAGAUGAAGUCAUCAAGAAACUGGGUGACCAGAGAGUUUUUGUGUUGUCAGUUUUGGGCGUACAAAGCAGCGGAAAGUCAACGAUGCUGAACGCCAUGUUUGGACUGCAGUUUGCAGUGAGUGCUGGCAGGUGCACCAAGGGUGCCUUCAUGCAGCUGGUCAAAGUGUCAGAGGAGGUCAAGAAAGAGAAAGACUUUAGGUUUGACUACAUCCUAGUGGUGGACACUGAAGGGCUGCGUGCUCUGGAGUUGGCAGGUAACACCUCUCUUCACCAUGACAAUGAGCUGGCAACGUUUGUUGUUGGUCUGGGAAACAUGACGAUCAUCAACAUCUUUGGAGAGAAUCCAGCUGAUAUGCAGGACAUUCUGCAGAUCGUUGUUCAGGCUUUCAUGAGGAUGAAGGAAGUUAAACUUUCUCCCAGUUGUGUUUUUGUUCACCAGAAUGUCACAGACAUUGCAGCAACAGAGAAAAACAUGGAUGGGAAGAGACGUCUCCAAGAAAAACUGGACCAAAUGACUGAACUCGCAGCCAAAGAGGAAACUUCAAAUGCAGAAUGCUUCAAUGAUGUCAUUGCAUUUGAUGUGCAAAAAGAUGUGAAGUACGCAGCCCAACUCUGGGAGGGCAGUCCACCGAUGGCUCCUCCAAAUCCAGGUUACAGUGAGAGCAUCCAAGAAGUGAAGAACAUCAUCCUCUCUAAAGCUUCAGUGUCUGCUGGGAUCCCUCUCUCACAGCUCAAAACCAAAAUUCAGGACUUAUGGAACGCCCUCCUGAACGAGAACUUUGUCUUUAGUUUUAGAAACACUCUUGAAAUCGCCGUGUACAGAAAACUAGAAGUUCAGUAUGGGAACUGGACCUGGACCCUGAGGAGCAACAUGUUGACCAUUGAAGACCAGCUUUACACCAGAAUUGAAAAUGGAAAACUUGACAAGAUUGAGCAGAGUUACCUUCUCAAAGAAACAAGCAAAACAUACGAAGACAUAAAAACAGCAAUGAAAGCACACUUUGAGGAUGACGAAAAUAAAGAAACACUGGUUCAGUGGCAAGGCCGAUUUGAAAGCAAAAUAAAGGAGUUUCAUGAUGAGCAGGUGAGAGGAGUAAAAAGAAAACUGGAUGGUGUUAUCGAGCAGAAGAAAGCUUGUAAAAAAAUGGAUGACAAGAAGACAGAGUUUGAGAACAAGCUGCUAAAGAAGAGCAAAGAGCUCGCUCAGCAGUUACAGGAUAAAGUUCAUGAUGAAGAGGAGCUCGAAAAGCAGUUUGGCUCUGUUUGGGAUGGCUGGGUUCAUGAAUUAACAGCAGAUGCAAAACCAGUUGAGGACAUCAACUUGGAAGACGAACAGUUAGCUGUCCUUCUAGAGCUUGGUAUUGAAUUUGGUGAUGUUGAAGAAUCAAAAACAAGUGGCGGAUACAAACACAUGUCAGAGCUCGGUGAUUAUUCUGAUUAUGUAAACUUCCCAAAGAACCAAAGUCUCUAUGAAACAAGUGAACAUGGUAAAGAUAGCAAAACAGAAAGCAAAGACACAAACACACAAGGAAGAUCUUUUCUGAGAUCUGUUUUCAAGACUGUUCAAAAACAUCUUGGACUUGGUUCAACAACCCAACAAAAGCAACAACAGAAAUCACGUAGUCUUUUGUCAUGUAAAGAAGAGGAACAGAUCAGAGAGCUCAUCAACAACGUUGAGAAAGAGUCCCUUGAUGAAAUCCAAAGCAAACCUGUUGCUACAAGAGGCUACGUAUCAACUUACUUGCAAGAGGUGGCAAAAAAUGUGAAAGAGGAAGUGAAAACAUUUCAGUCAACGUAUAAAUAUACUUUGAAGAAUGAGUUCACAGUCGAUCUUUUACUGUAUGUGUUUGACAGGAUGGAGAGUUGGCUUCUAGAGUCCCAGAAGACAUUCAAAGAGAACAAUGAUGCACUCGCUUAUCUGGACAGCAAGAAAAUGCAGUAUUACUCCAUUUUCAGAAGCUUUUGUAAGGGAAGCUCAUCUGCUGUUGUACUUGGAGAACUGAUCUGUGAAAAUCUGAGAGACUCUGCUGCUGACGCCGUCUAUAACAGGACUGCUAUUGGUCUCGCUGAUGAGAUGAGGUGUAAUUUCCCAGCAUUCAAUGGAAACAGGCUGAACUUUGAGAAACAUCAGCUGAAGUCGCUCGCUGAGAACGAAGACUUUAAUGGUUUCAUCAAAUACAUCAGAGAUCCAAGGGCCCAAGCAGAGACUUUCAUAAAAAAGAAAGUAGAGAAAUACAUCUUCAGGGAUCACAAAGAUAAAGCAAUGAAUAUACUCAAGAAAAAUGUUGGCGACAUCAACACCCUUGUCAGUGAAGCUUUAUCUGCUGCGACACAGAAAGUCCAAACCCAGAGAGGAGACACAAACAUGUGGCUGUCAGAGUUUACUGGUUGUCUCAGUAAUGUGCUGAAGUUUGAAGCCAUUUCUUCUCAAAACUUCAGCGACAUAAAUGAUUUUGAAUUUCUCCAGGAAGAAGUAAAAAAAGGACUGAAGCCAAUCAUUGAGGAGAUGAAGGAACUCUCAUUGUAUAAGAUCAAGAAAUCCAGGAACAAACCUGAUAAAAUCCUCAUUGAUCAGCUGUGUAAGUGCUGCUGGGUGAACUGUCCAUUCUGUGCAGCUGUUUGCACCAACACCAUUGAAAAUCACAGUCCUGAUGACCACAGCGUCCCUUUCCAUCGACCCUCUGGGAUCAAAGGAUGGCACUACAAAGACACAGUGGAGAUGAGCAUCAAUUUUUGUACAACAGAUGUCGCCAGUAAUGGCAGAUUUUACCCCUAUCAUAAUUCAAAGACAAGCAUUCCCUACAAACAAUACAGACUUGGUGGUCCAGAGUAUGCUCAGUGGUGUAUCACCGCCGAUGACUCCAAACUGCCGUACUGGAAAUGGUUUGUGUGUCGAUUUCAAAAGCAACUGGAAGACUACUAUAAUAAAGAAUUCAAGGGCAGAGGAGCAAUUCCUGCUGAGUGGAGGUCUAUCACCAAAGACCAAGCCAUUGAAAGUCUGGACGAAAUGCGUUAGUGAAUCAACAGAACCAGUAACUCAUCAAUCAAAGCCUGAAAAAAGAGCUUUUACAGAUACAGUUUGUGACAAUUACUAGAUGAAAAAGAUCUGUAGUCUGAUUUCAAGUGAACUCAAAAACCAAAAAAAGAAAAAAGACCAAUAAUCUUCAUCACAUCCACAAAAUAUCUUUCAGUAGGAUUUGUAGAAACAACAACACGUUCCUGCAGAUAAAGAUGAACACAGAACAUGUCUUUCACAAAUCAAUCACUGCUUCAUUGAAUCCGAUUGAAAUAUUAUUAUAAUAUUAUUAUUCUUACGAGGGUGUUUUUUUUGUUAAACUUUUGGUUUCAAUAUGCAUCAAAUAUAUUUGUUAAAGUUGUUUUAAAGAGCUUAUUUUUAAUCGUUGGAAUUUGUGUGAUGUAAUGAUUAACUGGGAUGUUUUAUUUUCAUUAUUUUCUUUUAUCAUGUUAUGGAUUUAACAGCAUGCAGUUUAUCACCUCUGUACUUGCAUUGCUUUGUUAGAGAGAAAACACUAAUGAAACUCUCCGGUGUAAGACGAAUCUAAACCAUAUUUUUCUUAUAACUAGUUUUCUUAUAAUUACUUUAUGAUCACUAAAAUCACAUCUGGAAAUCAUGUCAGCACACAUUGUCUUUUGCAUUUUAAUUCUAAAUGUUUCUGUUAAAGAAUAUUAUCAUUAUGGAUGUUUUAUGUUUCUAUUUCUUGAAGUGUAUGACUGUAUUAUGGUAAUAUGAUUUGAAUUAAUCUGUAGAUGAUCCAUAUUAAUGAAUUUACUCCAGUAAGUCUUGUUGUGGGAUUUUGAGAUUGAUCAAAUGUUAAAACCAGGAGAAUGGGAUGUUUAAAUCAGAUUCUGUUACAAACGAUGAUAAAACUGGAAAUCCCAAUAAUCCUGAUUGGGUUUGAAGACGAUGAGUUGUGAUUUUCCAGGAUGGAAGAGGAGUGUUUAGAAUAAAUUUCGUUAAGUAUAUAAGAUGACGUAACGCUUUGUGCAGUUCAUAAAAAUCUCUUUGUUCUUACAGCCUCUGUAUUGAGUAAAUAUUAUUCUCAUCAGACUCUGGAGACUGUUUGAAGACUUGUUCUUGAAAACUUUUCUGAAGAUUCCAACUUUUGAUCCAUAAUGUAGAUACUCUUGUCUUUAUGAGAAAAAUCUGUUUUGACUUGAUCAUUUACUCAACUGACCUUUCACCAAGGAAAAGAAAAAAAAUGUGUUAUGUAAAUUUAUUUUUUGCAAAAUAAAAUUAUGUUCCUUUA